AUGCAGCAAGCACGGGAUGGUUAUGACUUUCCUACAGAGACCAGGGCCCAGAUAGGUGGCCGCCUCCAUUUCUGGUGGCAAAGACUCCUUGGAUCAACAGGUGUGUCAAGAUGCUUUAGCAGCUGGAAAGUUGCCCUCAAUGAACCGAACCAACGGGUCAUCCGAGCGGACUGUGAGCGCACGAAGGCCGACAUGGAAUACUUUCGACAGCCCCAUGUGCGGGACAAGAUGGAGGCGAUGUUGACCUGCUGGUGUCAGACGCAGCAAACGAAGUACAAGCAAGGUCUGAAUGAGGUUUUGGCACCUUUCCUCUACUUGCAGCUGCAGCUGGACCCUGAUGAUGCUGCAGUCACAGAUGAUGAGGUCUUUGACCUCUUCUCGGCUUUUGUUCAAGACUAUGCACCGUUCUUUUCUUCGGAGGAAUUUGUGCCUUUGCAGUGUGCUUUCAUAUUCUUCAGGCGAUUGCUCCUUUAUCAUUGCCCCAGGGUUCAAAACUUCUUCCUUGAGAAGGGUGUGACUCCAGACAUGUUUUGCAUGCCUUGGUUCCUGACGCUCUUCGCGAGCAAGAUGCCUAUGAGGCUAACUUUGCAGCUGUGGGAUCAUCUGCUGGCACGAGGGGAACCACACUUCUUCAUGUUCCUUGCCCUUGCGGUUGUGGCAAAGGCGGAGAAGACCAUCUUGGCUGCGGAACGCAGCACGCUGCCAGAGAUUCUGACAUCGCUUGGCAUCUCUUCUUUGACAGAAAUGGAGAGUCAUCGCAUGUUUGCCGAGGAGCUUGUGAUGAUGACUCCAGCCACAUUCAUCUCUCGCGUGAGGCGCAUCGUGCUGAAAGCCGAAAAGAAGGAGGUCCAGCAACUGGAGCGGCUGGAAAAGGAAGGAGUUUUCUUCAUUUUCCCAGAGGAAGUGGUUGGCCAUUGCUACCCGCCAAGACCUGGAGAGGCUUUGAAGCCGUGGCAGCCCACUGCGAGUUGCACCUGGCGUUUGCUGCUGUUGGACCUGCGUCCUGCACCAGAGUUUGAGGCCAUGCGGCUUCCCGCCGCAGUACAUUUCGAUGCGGCGGCACGCUUCCCUCAGGAAGCCUCUUUGGGUCAAAGAGGUUCGCCCACCUCAGCAUUGUGCCCAGUGCGCUUACUUCAGGAGUCCUAUUCAUUGACCUUUUGGACUCGCUGCGUGGCCUCGGACAGGCUAGCUGUGGCCUGUGCUAAAGCCUACAAAGGUGGAGAUGCCAAUGCCAAUAAGGUUGCGCUCUGCGAGGUCGUCCCUGCUCGCAUUCGCAGACUCGAGUGCAAGCAAUGCCAGCACGAACGCGCCUCGAAAAAGCGAGUGUUGGAUGGAAACAUGAGGGGUGACGAGCAAAGGAAGCUGGAGCAAGCAAAGGCUGUGUUUGCGACGAAUGCGGUGAAGUACCACGUCAACAAGCUGCGGGCGCUAGACUGGGCACGCCAGCACGGGCAAGCGGUCAAAUAUGCCAUUGCAAAAGACACAAUUUCCAGCCGGGCGUUGCAAGAAAAACCGGACUUGGGCAAAGACAAGGUGACGUGGCUGCAACGUCACGAUCAGGACUGUGGCGGGCUGUACGGGGUUUUGCCCUUGUGCAUCGGCAUGCCGGUCACGGCAACCGAUCACUUGGAUCGCCGCAGAGGCAUACUGAAGGGAUGUCCGGGCACAGUUGUUGGAUGGAGCUGGCAUGAAGCAGCGGGAGGGAGUACGACACAGAUUUGGAAUCAGCUCCCGACCAAGUCAGAGUGGCGAGCGCAGGGGCUGGCCACGGACAACGUGUUUCCGGUGACGCUCCAACGGCAAGCGUGGCAUCUGGACAAAGGCCGAAAGCGGCCCAUGCUGCGGGUGGUGCGACGGCAAUUUCCGUUGGCGCCCGGGUUUGCCACGACGGCGCAUGCAGCGCAGGGCCAAACUUACGCAGAAGGGGCAGUCACGGACAUGCAGAUCGGCGAAGGCGGAGACCCGCUGACCGCAUACAUCGCUGUGACGCGAGUGAAAGAUAGACACGGGUUACACAUAUACAGACCGUUCGAUGCUGCACCCUAUCAGAAAGGACGCAGCGUAGGGAGAGCUUUGCUGUUGCAGGCCUGGCGCGGAGAGAGCAUUGACUGGGCAACGUUGCGCAUGCGGCACCGCGAGGAGGAAGUGUGUCGCGAGUGCCACGAAAGCAAACCCAGAAGCGGGUACAGCGCCGGGCAAUGGAAACGGGACGCGGACGCACGUGUGUGCAGAGAAUGCGUGCGUAACUACGCAGCCAACAACACGCCCUGGCAAUGCAACAGUUGCAAGGCAUGGAAGCACGAAGACGCCUUUGCAAGAAUGUACGCGCGCCCCCAAUGCACGUUCUACCGCGUGUGCCAGACGUGCGAGGCACAGAAGCGGUGCUACAAGUGCGGCACGGCCAAGCCGGAAAGUGCAUUCGGGGCGGCCGCGUGGAAAGGGCGCCAUGCAGACCGACGUGUCUGCAGGGACUGCGCCAUGAAAGUCAAGGGUGCGUGGCGCUGCGCCGUGUGCACGGAACGUAAGGCGCGCAAUGACUUCAGCGCCUGGUCCAGGCAGCGCGCUGCACCGCAAGACGGAACGCAGCGUUGCAACGCUUGUGUCCUCAGCGCGGCCAAGCGCGCAGCAGCGCAGCGCGCAAACAACAGACGUGCGCGGCGCAGAGGACGGCCUGCCCGGGCGGAUGCACGGGUCUACAGCUGCCACGGGCAGCGGUUGCCACGAAGUGUCGCGCAUAGAGCCAUACGGCGCCUGGCUGCGACGCGGACGAAAGUAACCGAAGAAAAGAGACAGCAAGUCAUAGGUCUUGUACGGGAAGAGAUCGCUGACCGUGUGCGACAGAAGCAAGCCGAGGAUGAGGUGCUCUUUCCCCGGGCGCAGGAGCCGAACCGGAGAGAAGAAAGGCAGAUGGCCCAAAGCAAGACGGAAAUUGAAGCAGAAAGCAAGACCGCAAGAAGAUACGCAGGCCACUGCGAGAGCCGCAAAGAAGACAAACGCAGCGCCGGCAAAGUCCUCACUUCCACUGAGCUUGGUCUGCGACACAUCUCUGUGGCCAGCGGCGGCUUUGAGGUCAGCAGGGCACCGCACCAUACAAGCAACUGUAAGUUGUCCCUGACUCCUCCUGCCGCCUGCCUUGACAUGAAGGCCGUUUUGAAGUUCGCGCAGAAGCACCACUAUGACAUUGUGCAGCAAGAGCGCUGGAAGCCACCCAUUGGCGCACUGGAUGGUGUCCUGAGGCAAGAUUAA
Molecule: messenger RNA, 3246 nt
Organism: Durusdinium trenchii
Lineage: Eukaryota; Dinophyceae; Suessiales; Symbiodiniaceae
Source: the annotation of a GenBank genome assembly